UAGUCCUUUUGUCCGUUGAUUUGGAGCCAUGAAUGAAUGCCGCCCCCUCCCCUCUCUCUCUCUCUCUCUCUCCCUCUCUCUUUUGUGGCCAUGGCGGCCAUCUUCACACUUCCCUCUCCCUCUCUCCAUCCUCCAAAGUCCCACCAUAACCCUAACCCCAAUCGCAGCCCGCCAAUUCCCAAACCCCUCUGUUUCUCCACCUUCAAUUCCACCAGGCGCCACUUCAACCUCAGCUCUGCUUCCCUCUCUUUUCUUUACCUCGCCCCAAUUCCCGCAUCCUCCGCCGAGACUUCGCCUUCCAAGUCCAUUCUCUCCGGCGUUGCCAACACCAAGUCUUGGUUUCAGUUCUAUGGAGAUGGGUUCGCCAUUCGGGUCCCCCCUCAGUUCGAGGACAUCGCCGAGCCUGAGGAUUAUAACGCGGGGUUAUCUCUAUAUGGCGAUAAGGUUAAACCAAAGACCUUUGCAGCACGGUUUGCAUCUACUGAUGGAUCUGAAGUUGUAAGUGUUGUCGUUCGCCCAUCCAAUCAACUAAAGAUCACCUUCUUAGAGGCCAAAGAUAUUACAGAUUUUGGUUCACUGAAGGAGGCGGCAAAAAUAUUUGUUCCUGGUGGUGCAAAUCUAUACUCUGCUCGCACAAUAAAAAUCAAAGAAGAUGAAGGUUUCAGGAUCGGAAGCUCAAGAAGCUAUUCAAAUAUUAUUGGCAACGGUAAAGUUGCCGCCGCAGAUCAGACAUAUAUUCGUGUGCGCGCGCGCCUACACAAAAUGAAGGAUUUGAAUGCAUACCCAGUCAAGUAUCUGUGCAUUUUUAACUUUUCUCCUUUUGGAUGGUGGUCUCCUCCCUCAUAAUGAACAGAGUUGACGGCACCACACCAGGAAUCAAUUGGCAUGCAUGCUCAAAAGAAUCAGGCUUCUUUGUCAUCAGAGUCCCCUUCAACUACAGCAGUUUCUUCAGAAUCUGCCAGUUUAUCAAAGAAGGAAUCCAGGUAGAGGGCGCAAUUCUCGUUCCAACAACUCCUCGUGGCAUUGGCUCGGCACUUCUGGUCGGCUAUCAUGUCAGCAGAAAGCCCCCACUCUUGCAACUCCUCAUCCGAGUGAUUAAUCGCCAAGCUGUAUUCUCCUCCCAGCCCUAGUUGCAACACCCGAAACUCACAGUUCCCCAGGUUGUUUAGGUACUCGAAUUGCUCCACUGUCCACUUGAACCACUUCAUUAGGAAUACACGGGAGGCUAGCCCGUGGGAUACGAUUACCAGAUUUAGCUCAUCGGAUGACUCGCAGUGAAGCCUGUUCAUGUCUAUGUCCCUCCACAAAGAUUCCAGGAAACCUGCAACAAAUGUCGGAAUAUCACUCCUUGAUACUGGCCACUUGCAAACACCAUGAAUGGAGGAAAUGCUUUCGCACUUGCAUUCGGUAAUGAAAAAACAACCCAAAUAUUGAGUGUUUUAAAGUGCACAAGACUCCCCAUUUUACGAGAGUUGGAGAAGGAUUGUAUUUAUAUGCAAUCUUUUCCUUACUUUGCAAAGAGGUUAUUUGAGAGUUACUCAAACUAGUGUAAUCUGAGUCACCCCCCCCCCCCCCCCCCCCCCCCCAAAAAAAAAAGAGAGUUGAAAGCUUACAGGUUACUACCCAGUACCCAGGCUCACUAUUUAAAAAGAACUCAAUGAGAAAUAAAAUGAUUUUCUGGAUCUCCUGGCGUUAAGAG
Molecule: messenger RNA, 1699 nt
Organism: Diospyros lotus (date-plum)
Lineage: Eukaryota; Viridiplantae; Streptophyta; Magnoliopsida; Ericales; Ebenaceae
Exons: 8
Coding region: 37-846 (269 amino acids)
Cellular component (GO): chloroplast
Source: RefSeq, a predicted model, not a curated record